GGAGGUAGCACCGCCGUUUGUGUAUCCAAGAGGAGGGGUUCCUACGACAAAACAAGCACAAUAGACUUUUCUUCUUCUCAACACUCACUCUCCUCAAAACAUCCACAUUCCCAGAACUGCCAAAUCCCGUCCUGAUCAUGACCGGCGUUGCAAAGAUUCCCGUCAUCGACAUCUCCAAUGACAACCAAGACCAGGCCCGAGUGGCCAAGGACCUGGUCGAGGCCGCUAUCGAGCAUGGCUUCAUCUAUAUAAAGAACACGGGCAAAGAUAUUCCCGUGGAGGACGUCGACGCUGCCUUUGAAUUGGCCAGGAAGCUGUUCAAGGAGACGCCCGUGGAGGAGAAGCAAGCAUGCACCAUCCAAAAGAACAAUCGAGGUUGGUCAGCUAUGCACUACGAGACCCUCGAUCCCAAAAACCAGCGUGUCGGUGAUUUCAAAGAGGCCUUCAACUUCGGCGAACCCUCCCAACAAGGUAGUCACCUCCAACAACCCAUCCCCCCCACCAUCCGCUCCGCAGAACCUUUCAUCUCCCGCUUCCACACCCUCUGCCACCACCUCUCUCUCCGCCUCAACACCCUCUUGGGCCAGGGCCUCUCCGUCUCCCCUCCCGAUUUCUUCACCUCCGCUCACCUGCGCGAGAACGGGGCAUCCGGCACCAUCCUCCGCUUACUCUAUUACCCUCCUGCCCCGUCCUCUUUAACUGCAGAAGAUAAAAAGGGAGACGGGGACGACGUUCGAGCGGGUGCUCAUUCCGAUUACGGAAGUAUGACGCUCUUGUUCAGGCUGAAAGGCCAAGCAGGCCUCGAGAUCCAGACGCGCGAGGGCAACUGGGUGCCUGUCCCCGUUUGUCCCCCAGGCACAGAAACGGAUCCGGCUCCGCCGAUUCUGGUGAAUAUUGGCGAUUUGUUGAGUUAUUGGACCAAUGGGUUGUUGAGGAGCACCGUUCAUCGGGUUGUUUUCCCGGGAGCAGCAGGAAGUAGUACGGUGGAGGGAGAGACGGGAGGGGAAGAGAGGUAUAGUAUUGCUUAUUUCUGCCAUCCGGUGGGGACCAUGAAGUUGGAGCCGGUGCCUAGUGAGAGGGUGAGAGCGUUUGGGGAGGAGCAGAAUGGGAAGGGGGUACUUAAUGGGGAGAGGAAGAUGUUGACUGCUGAUGAGCAUUUGAACAUGAGACUGCAGGCGAGUUAUUUGAAGUUGUAUGAGGAUGAGAAGAAGGAAUGACGGGAUGAGCUGGCUAAAUAGAUGGGGCUAGGGCACCUCUUAAUGACCAGAAACUACAAGUAUGAUGCCUCAGAGGUCCAACCCAGAAAAGUGAUGCAGACAUCAAACUCCAUACCAGAUAUCAAUACGAUCUUCACCUUCUCCCGGAAAUGAUAUGAUCUAUCCUCUCC
Messenger RNA from Neurospora crassa OR74A, 1387 nucleotides. RefSeq names its product oxidoreductase. Lineage: Eukaryota; Fungi; Ascomycota; Sordariomycetes; Sordariales; Sordariaceae. Bases 138 to 1217 code for a protein of 359 amino acids. Gene Ontology annotation, molecular function: dioxygenase activity. The transcript is spliced from 6 exons. The record is from RefSeq and is a predicted model, not a curated record.